Molecule: messenger RNA, 2088 nt
Organism: Menidia menidia (Atlantic silverside)
Lineage: Eukaryota; Metazoa; Chordata; Actinopteri; Atheriniformes; Atherinopsidae
Source: the annotation of a GenBank genome assembly
AUGAUUUCUUUCCCCUCACUCCACAGGAACGCGUCCCAGCUGAAGCAGCUGCAGGACCAGAUUCUGUUGGAGCAACAGGAAGCAGCCAAUUGGCAGCGGCGACAGCAGGAGCAGCAAAACCAGGAAAUUCCACCUCCACCUGAGCCACCCCUUCAGGAAGCACCUCCACCUCCGCCACCAUCUCCGCCUCUCCCUCCUCCUCCCUCCUUCCAGGAGUUGGAGAGCAGCACAGCCAUGCAGGCCAGCACAUUCAACUACGCCCGCCCCAAGCAGUUCAUUGCUGCCCAGAGCCCCGGCGGGACGGGCUUCCUCACCCAGUCCUCCGGCUCCUCUGGCUCCAGCCUGUCCUCCCCUCUCUCUCCCCCCACCUCCCACAAACCCGUCAACAGAGUCACCUUGCCGCCGUUCAGUAAGACUGGCAGCGUGGAAUCUCCGACCUCUCCUUCCUUCCCUCCUCCACCUCCACCCUUCCUGAGCCCCAGCAACCUGUCCUCUCCAUCGGGUUCCGCCCAAGACUUCCCCCCUCCACCCCCUCCUCCCCCCCCACCUGUCCCUGUGUCUCCAGCCUACUCGGAUAUCAAAGCCUUCCCCAGGAAGUCCUCGGUCACCAAGACGCCUCGCAUUGCCUCUGACUCAGACAUCCAGGGAUCUAAGGAUGCAGUUAUCCAGGAUUUGGAGAGAAAACUGCGCUUUAAAGAGGAGCGCAUAAGCAAUGGCCAACAGAGGUUAACCUAUGAGGAGAAGAUGGCUCGCAGGCUGCUGGGGGCUGACAACGCUGCCACAGUCUUAAACACACAGGAUACAGAGGAGGAGCCAGUCACACAGGAGUACAAAGUCUCCAGCUUUGAGCAGCGCUUGAUCAGCGAGAUUGAAUUCCGUCUGGAGCGUUCUCCAGUGGAGGAGUCGGACGACGACGUGCAGCACGACGAAGACUCUGCCGGACGAGGAGUUCAUCCCUCCUUCGACCAGAAGCUAAAACACUACAAGGUGUUUGAGGGCAUGCCGGUCACAUUCUCCUGCAAGGUUAAAGGAGAUCCCAAACCAAAGGUUUACUGGUUUAAAGAUGGCAAGCAGAUCUCCAAGAGGAGUGAGCACUACAGGAUCAGCAGAGACCCCGAUGGAACCUGCUCUCUGCAUACUGCCGCAGCCUCUCUGGACGAUGACGGCAACUACACCAUCCUGGCAGGAAACCCAGAGGGCAGGGUGAGCUGCACCGGCCGGAUGAUGGUCCAGGCGGUCAACCAGCGAGGCCGCAGUCAGCGAUCGGCCCCCGGCCACAUGCGCAGGCCCAGGUCCAGGUCUAGAGACAGCGGUGACGAGAACGAUAACAUCCAAGAGCGUCACUUCCGUCCCCACUUCCUGCAGGCGCCUGGCGACCUCAUCGUCCAGGAGGGCCGCCUGUGCCGGAUGGACUGCAAGGUUAGUGGCUUGCCAACCCCUGACCUUAUCUGGCAGCUGAAUGGACAGACCAUCCGUCCUGACUCCGCCCACAAGAUGCUGGUGAGGGAGAACGGCGUGCAUUCUCUGGUCAUCGAGCCUGUGACCAGCCGCGAUGCGGGCAUCUACACCUGCAUCGCCAGCAACAGAGCCGGCCAGAACUCCUUCAACCUGGAGCUCAUCGUCGCGGCCAAAGAGAUGCACAAGGCCCCCUCGUUUAUCGAGAAGCUGCAGAACACGAGCGUGGCCGAGGGUCACCCUGUGCGACUGGAGUGCCGGGUCACAGGGGUUCCCUACCCACAGAUCUUCUGGAAGAGGGAGAACGAGUCAUUCACUCACAACACAGACAGAAUCAGCAUGCACCAGGACAACUGUGGCUACCUGUGUAUGAUCAUCCAGCCAGCUCUGAAAGAAGAUGCUGGCUGGUACACGGUCUCAGCCAAGAACGACGCCGGCAUCGUGUCCAGCACAGCCCGGCUGGACGUCCACACUCAGUGGCAGCAGCCGAAUCUCCCCAAGCCCAAAAAAGUGCGUCCCUCCACCAGCCGCUACGCUGCGCUGACGGAGAGGGGGCUGGACGUGAAGGCGGCCUUCUUCCCCGACUCCAGCCCGCUGCAGCCCGGCGGCCUGGUGGAGAGCGAUGACCUGUAA